ACAAAAACACAACACUAAUCUGAACCAUUAGAUACAAGCAUAGGGGUGACCUAAUCCAUUGAACAUAUAACAAGUUAAGUGAGAUGGAAAUGGCUACAAAAUUUGGUUCAUGUACCAAAUUAUUAUUAGUGUGUUUGAUGUUUGCUUGUGUUUUUGAGGUUUCAGUAGGAAGAACAUAUACAGUUGGAGAUAGUUUUGGUUGGCAGACUCCUCCUGCUGGUGCUCUUACUUUCUCAAACUGGGCUAACCAACACACCUUUGUUGUUGGGGAUAUUCUAGAGUUCAAUUUCAAUAGUGGAGUACACACAGCAACUAGAGUAAACAAAAAUGAUUUUGAUAGCUGUAACGCUGCAAAUCCUAUUGAUAAUGAAACCAAUGGUCCAGCAAGAUUCACACUUGAUACUACUGGGGACUACUAUUUCAUUUGUACCAUCCACUGCAACCAGGGCCAAAAAUUAGCGGUCAACGUCACUUCUGCUGACUCGCCCUCCGGCAGCCUGUCUCCCGGUUCAUCUCCGGCGACACCUGGCGGCAACUUGUCUCCUCCGCCAUCGGGCUCCGUGUCGACGAGGGUGGCUGCCGCUGCUUCAUUUGUCAUCCUAGUGCCAAUUUUUAUUACUGCAAUUUUGUCUUAGUAUUAAUAGUGUUUCUAAUUUGGUGUAUGACUAUAUAUUAUGAAGUGCGUGCUUGUUAUGUGAUGUGUGUGGAUGUUUAGAGACUUAAAGAGCAUUUCGUAUAUAUUGAUCUCUUGUUUGAUUUCUA
Molecule: messenger RNA, 762 nt
Organism: Nicotiana tabacum (common tobacco)
Lineage: Eukaryota; Viridiplantae; Streptophyta; Magnoliopsida; Solanales; Solanaceae
Product: umecyanin-like
Cellular component (GO): plasma membrane
Molecular function (GO): electron transfer activity
Source: RefSeq, a predicted model, not a curated record